AUGGCAAUGGCUGAAAAGAAAAAUGAGUAUCCGCCAAGCGUCGAGGCGGAUAGACGCUUGUUGCCUUUCGAAACAUGGGAAGAUUAUUUAGAUUCGCUCAUAGAAAUUGCUGAUCUCCGUAAUCUAAGGAGUAUCAACUCGGCUCGGACUAUAGCAGCUCUCGGGUAUAGAGCCAAUGGCGAUACGUUAACUGAGAAAGAGUUUUACACACGUCGAGCUGUCAUACACAGCAUAGUGUACCCUGUAGUCCGGCCGUAUGUACUGGUCAGUGAGGGGGCUAAAAUUGACGACCCUUUCAAUCGCGAGCUCGCGGUACGAGAGAGGGCGAAUAGGGUGGGAAUUCUACAGUCUGUAAUAUUCAUCCGUCACUUCACCAAAGGCGGUUUCGAAAUAUCCGGCUAUAUUGACUACGCGCAUCGGCUCCUAACAGAGGAUUGGGGGCCGUUUUUCCGAGCUAAUAAAAUGCUAUGGCCUAGAGAUAGCGAUUUAGGCUAUUAUCACUGGAGGCAUGGCACUGUCAGGAGCAACAUUAGUAGGAAUUAUAAGCCAGUUAUGGACCCAGAGAGAGGACUGUUGUUUCAAAACCGCCAUGAUCACAAAAUCAUAUGCCCCGACCCGCACCAGAACCCCGGACAAAAUACAACCAAGCAAAGAAUCUAUUCGCCGCGCUACACGCAAAUUGAAAUAUACGAUCACGUUGUUAGAAGAAAAAGU
Molecule: messenger RNA, 714 nt
Organism: Brenthis ino (lesser marbled fritillary)
Lineage: Eukaryota; Metazoa; Arthropoda; Insecta; Lepidoptera; Nymphalidae
Source: the annotation of a GenBank genome assembly